CGUCCUCCCUUCUUUGUCAGUUUCAGACUCGUACUCCUUUCUCUAAACAAAGAAGGGAGAAGAAGAAGAAACUAAACUUGUUGUUUCUUCGCUUCUCUCUUCUCUUAUCAUUAGCAGAUUACCAUUAAAAUACUUUUCUGAGGUCGAAGAUACUAUCAAUGGCGACGCGUUCGCAUGCUCUGGCUGUCAAGUCUCUGAACAAGUCCACCGGACGUAAGCGUUUUGUGUUCAAGACUUUCUCCCAACGAGUGGAAGAAAUCGACAUAAACGUCUACCGAAGUCUCGACCCAUUGAAAUCGGAGCCUUCCAAAGGGUCUUCUUUUUUCAGAGACUGCCUUGUAGAAUGGCGGGAACUAAACACUGCAGAGGACUUCAUUUCAUUUUAUGAGGAAAUGAUGCCAUGGGUGCAAACAUUACCACAAGUUCUGUUGCACAAAGAAACAAUUAUGCAUAAGCUGCUUUCUAGGUUGCAAAUCAAGGCGAGAUUGUCACUUGAACCUAUACUCAGGUUGAUUGCAGCUUUAUCGAGAGAUCUCCUCGAAGAUUUUUGUCCCUUUCUGCAGAGGAUCACUGAUUGCAUAGUGUCUCUCCUUAAAGAUGGUGCUGAAAGGGAACCAGAAAUCCUUGAGCAGAUUUUUACGUCAUGGUCUUGUAUCAUGAUGUAUUUGCAGAAGUAUCUUGUAAGGGAUGUUGUUCAUGUGCUCAAGAUCACAGUUCAUUUAAGAUAUUACCCUAAGGAUUAUAUUCAAGAAUUUAUGGCUGAUGCAAUUUCUUUCUUGCUGAGGAAUGCACCUGAGAAGCAACUAAAGAAAGGUAUUAGGAAAAUCAUAAAUGAAGUUGUGAAGAGACCUUCAGAUGUGAGAAAAUCUGGGGUUAGUGCUUUACUUUGGUAUACUAUGAGAGGAACUCCAUCAAGGCUCCAUUCAAGAGCAGAGCAGGUUCUGCUGUUAUUGGUGAAUAAUUCUAUAUUUGAAAUUGGUGAUAAAUCUGCUCAAGGUUCAGAUACCAUUGUUGAGGUUGUAACUAUUACCUUUCAAAGAUUAUGCGAAGAGCUUCAACAGGAGUUGAAUUUGAUAUUUGAUUGCUUAUUAGUGGAAAUAUCUGAUUGUGUUAUUCAAGAACAGUUGUUGCACCUGACUCGUCUACUGUCUAUUCUUAUUUCUACUGUCCAGUUUACAACAGGAGGAAAAGUUUCAGAUUACCAACCAAUGCUUAAUCUUGUGGGGUUGCUUAUGAGGACAUAUAUCAAGCCUUCUGGCAAUGGGAUGGUAGAGGAUCAUUCUUAUGAUUUGGUCAAUAAAAUUCUUCAAUUUAUGUUGUGCCUUCUUGAUGGGCUCCACAAUUCCAAUGAUGCAUCAGCCAUUGCAAGCAUAUCUUCUCAAUGGGCUCCUAUAUUUGAAUUGAGAAACCCAUGUUUGCUAAAUUUUAUCAAAGAAUUACUGGGAAAGGAUCCAUCUCUGGCAUAUGUCUUUAGAAGUCAUAUAUUAAGUGCGUUGAGUGACAUGGUUGAAGCUUCACCAGAGGAAGUCAUGUAUUUGAUCCUGAUCUUUUUUGAAAGAGUGCAAGUGAAAAUGCAACUGUCUGACCACUUGCAUGGAACAUCUGGAGAGGUGACUUCAAAGAUGUGCAAUUUAUUCCAGAAGGAUAUAUGCCACUGGGUAAGGGAGAUAAAUGAUCUCGCUAAUGGGAAUUCACUAAAUAUUCAAUUCCAUGAGUCUAAGUUGGCUUUGCUCUGGGGAACUCUGAGUUGCUACCCUCAUAUUACUGGUACCCAAGCAGAAUCGUCCUUAAUAAUGGAUUUGGUAAAUGCACUUGAUCAACUUUUGAGAACUGGAGCAGAUAAAAUUGCAGGUCUUCCUAUACAAACUUGGCAAAGCUUAAUUGGCGCUGGUUUAGCUUCCUAUCAUAAAUUAAUUUUGGGUAAUACAGCUGAGCUUGCAGAAACCAGCAACUUCCUCCGUAUUGCAAGACAAUACAGAAGUUCCUCACAUAUAUUGUUUUCUGUAGCUGACUUUUUAGAUUCUGUUCAUGGUGCUAAAUAUCAAGAACAUCAAGGUCAUAAAAUAUAUCAUCCAGAGCUUAAGGCAGAGAAGGCUAUUGAUGCUGUCAAGUUAUUUUCUGAGAAUUUGUGCCAUUCAGAGAAGGAUCUUCGUCUUUCAACCCUAAGAAUAUUGUGCCACUAUGAACUUCUGGAUGCUCAGCUAUCCAAGAUGGAUGAGCCUCCCAAAAAGAAAUUGAAAACUGAUGGUUCACAGUUAUGCUGUGCUGAACUCCAGUGCCAUAACGUUGUUCAGCUCCUUUCAAUUGAAUCAACUCCACUUUCAAUUUCUACAAGCAGAAAAAUUGUUGUAUUGAUUUCUAGAAUACAGAUGGAUCUGUCUGCUGGGAGGAUCUCUGAAGCUUAUGCGCCUCUUUUACUGAAUGGGGUUAUUGGCAUAUUUCAUAAUCGCUUUGGCCAUCUAUGGGAACCAACAUUGGAAUGCCUUGUGGUUCUAAUAAACAAGUAUUGUACGCUUGUGUGGGAUAAAUUUGUUUGUUAUCUUGAACAAUGCCAAUCAAAGUUCCUCACUUUCUGUAGUGAACUUGGGAGCACCCCUCCUGGGUCCUCCAACAAAUCAUGUGAUCUGGUGGAGCGCUUCAAUUCAUUUGUUUCUCCCGAUUCUGAUAGUACACCAUGUGCAACAGUAGUAUCUUUAUUGCUUCAGUUAUUGCAAAAGAUUCCAACUAUUUCAGAGUCUCGGUCCCGACACCUUAUUCCUUUGUUCUUGAAGUUUUUGGGGUACACUAGCAAUGAUUUUGAGAGUAUUGGAUCAUUCAACUCAUAUGCUUGUAAAGUCAAAGAAUGGAAGGGAGUCCUUAAGGAAUGGUUAAAUUUGUUGAAGUUGAUGCGAAAUCCCAAGUCUUUAUAUUUAAGCAAAGUUAUUAAAGACAUUUUAAUCAAUAGGCUUCUUGAUGAGAAUGAUGCAAACAUACAGAUGCAGGUUCUUGGCUGCUUGUUGAAUUGGAAAGAUGACUUCUUAGUCCCAUAUGAGCAGCAUUUGAUAAAUCUAAUCAUUUCGAAAAGUUUACGGGAAGAGCUUGCAACAUGGACUUUGUCCAAGGAGUCCCCUCUUGUUCAGGAACAGCACAGAAUGGAUUUGAUUCCUUUGGUAAUCCGGAUAUUGAUACCAAAAAUUAGAAAGUUAAAGACACUGGCCUCACGGAAGAAUCCUAGUAUUCAUCACCGAAGGGCAGUUCUAUGUUUCUUGGCACAAAUGGAUAUUGAUGAGCUUCCUCUUUUAUUCACCUUGCUUCUAAAACCAUUGCAAUCCAACUUUACUGGAACUGAAGGUUCUCAUAAUUUCUUUUGGAGCCACAGAGUUUCCAUGGAUGAAUUUCAAGCAUCUGGUUUUAUAAAUUUUUUCAGCCUGGAUAAUACAGAUAGCUCGUCUUGGAAGAAGACUUAUGGUUUCCUGCAUGUCAUUGAAGACAUCCUCAGAGUUUUUGAUGAGUUGCACAUUAAACCUUUCCUUAACCUAUUGAUGGGGUUUGUUGUCCGGGUAAUGGAAAGCUGCACGUUGAGACUUGACAGUGCAAAGAGCAGUGGAUCUUGUCUAGUUGGAAAUUUUUCUAGCACCUACAUGGAUGUUCAUGACACGACCAGUGCAACAGAGAAUCCAACUAUGUCUAAUACAACUGUGAAGCAGUUAAAGGAAUUGAGAUCUUUGUGCCUGAAGAUCAUAUCUUUCACUCUGAAUAAGUAUGAAAGUCAUGAUUUUGGUGGUGAAUUCUGGGAUUUGUUCUUUAUAUCAGCAAAACCUUUGAUUGACAGUUUCAAGCAGGGUGGUUCUAGCAGCGAAAGACCAAGUUCACUGUUCUCAUGCUUUUUUGCAAUGAGUAAAAGCCAAGCGCUAAUCUCCUUCUUGUGUAGAGACAAAACUGUAGUUUCUUCUAUAUUUUCAAUUCUAACUGUGCAGACAGCAACUGAUGCUGUUGUAUCAUAUGUUCUUGGUUUCAUUGAGAACCUCCUGAAUCUCAAUAAUGAUUUAGAUCAUCAUGAAGAUAAUGCUGUAGAAAGAGUUCUACUCCCAAACCUCGAGGCACUCAUUUGUAGUUUGCACUGUCAUUUCCAUCGCCACAACAAGACUGCAAGAAAAUUGGUCAAGUGGCCUGAAAAGCGGGAGCUGGUGAUAUUCAAACUGUUAUCAAAAUAUGUAAAAGAUCCUUCAUUGGCAAGGAAAUUUGUUGAUAUUUUACUUCCCUUCUUAGCAGAAAAAGCUCGGAAAACAGAAGAGUGCAUGGAAGGUUUGCAAGUGAUUCAAAGCAUUGUUCCAGUAUUGGAAAAUGAUAUUAGUGGAGAAAUUUUAAAGGCCAUUUCUCCAUUUCUUAUUUCUGGUGGGCUGGAUGUAAGGUUGUCCAUAUGUGAUCUUCUUGAUUGUCUGGCUAUGAGUAACCCUUCCUUAGUCUUUCUGGCAAGACUUGUCCGUGAACUGAAUGCCAUCUCUGCAAUGGAAAUGGGUGAAAUGGAUUUUGAUACUAGAAUUAGUGCUUAUGAAAAUAUUAGCCCAGAGUUCUUCUCGACUAUCAAAGAUACUCAUGCAUUAAUAAUCUUAUCUCACUGUGUAUAUGAUAUGUCAUCUGAAGAAUUGAUUUUAAGGCAAAGUGCAUCCAGGUUGUUGCUCUCCUUCUUCCAGUUUGCCGCUCAAAUUUUGGGCAGUGAAGCCCAAGGUGAUGAACAAAUUUAUGAAGCUAGGGGUGAUGUUGACAUCUCUUGGACUAAAGUGUCUGUUCAGCGUAUCAUAGAAAAGUUCUUUCUAAAGCAUAUGGGGACUGCAAUGUGCAAGGAAGUUUCCAUUCAAAAGGAGUGGAUUGCUUUGCUCAGAGAAAUUUUGUUGAAGCUUCCAGAGAUGCGUGCUUUAAAUUCAUUUAGGUCUCUUUGCAGUGAAGAUGCAGAAGUUGACUUUUUCAACAAUAUUCUUCACCUACAGAAACACAGGAGAGCAAGGGCGUUGUCACGCUUUAGGAACAUCUUUAGUACUGGAGACUUUCCAGAGAACAUCAUAAAGAAAAUAUUUGUCCCGCUUUUCUUCAGUAUGCUUUUUGAUGUGAAAGAUGGAAAAGGAGAACAUGUUAGAAAUGCAUGCUUAGAGACACUUGCUUGUAUUUCUGGUCACAUGAAAUGGGAUUCAUACCGUGCAUUCCUAGUCAGAUGUUUUAAGGAGAUGACCUUGAGGCCUAACAAACAAAAGGUUCUAUUGAGGCUAAUUUCUUCUGUUCUGGACCAGUUUCAUUUCUCUGAAACUUGUUACAGACAAGGGCCAAAAGAUAAGGCUUCUGAGGAUUCAAGUCCUGGUAUUACUGGAAUGGGUUCCUCCAUCAUUUUGCACAGAUGUACUAAUUCUUCUGAGCUUACUGAGGUCCAAUUGUUCCUUCAAAAAACAAUACUACCAAAGAUACACAAAUUGAAGGAAAUACUGAAUGCUGAAUCUGAGGAAGUUAAUGUCACCAUCACUCUCGUGGAACUAAAGCUAUUGAAGUUGCUACCAUUGGACACCAUGGAAUCACAACUGCCGAGCAUCAUCCAUCACAUAUCUAAUUUCCUGAAAAAUCGUAAGGUAAGUGUUCGUGAUGAAGCCCGAUCUGCUUUGGCUGCUUGUUGCAAGGUACUUGGCCCAGAAUACUUUCAGUUCAUAGUUAAAGUUUUACGAGCAACCUUGAAGCGAGGAUAUGAGCUACAUGUACUGGGAUAUACUCUUAAUUUCCUAUUGUCAAAGUGUCUUUUCAAUCCAGUCAUGGGAAAACUGGAUUAUUGUUUAGAAGAGCUGCUCUCAAUUGCAGAGGAUGAUAUUCUUGGAGAUGUUGCGGAGCAAAAAGAGGUUGAAAAGAUUGCAUCAAAGAUGAAAGAAACAAGGAAGUGCAAGUCUUUUGAAACCUUGGAGUUAAUUGCUGAAGGCAUUAUGUUUAAAACACAUGCUCUGAAGCUGCUUUCACCCGUUAAAUCUCAUUUACAGAAGCAUAUUACACCAAAAAUGAAAGCAAAAUUUCAGACGAUGUUAAAUCAUAUUGCUGCAGGUAUCGAGAGCAAUCCAUCUGUAGAUUCAACUGACCUAUUUAUCUUUGUAUAUGGUCUCAUUGAGGAUGGUAGCAGAGAAGAAGAUCCACAGGGUCAUACAAUAAGCAAACCCGCUAAACAAUGUAGCAAUGAGUUAGCUAAUGAAAGCGAUUCCUCUGGCUGUGCUAUUGGCUCUGAAUCACAAAUUUCAUAUCUUGUUACAGUUUUUGCUCUUGGGGUACUACGGAAUCGUCUAAAUAACAUGAAGUUGGAUGGUAAAGAUGAAAAAUUGCUGUCACUGUUAGAUCCCUUUGUGAAGAUUCUUGGUAAUUGCUUGAGUUCUAAGUAUGAAGAUAUUUUAUCUGCUGCUCUUAGGUGCCUUACUCCAUUGAUACGAAUGCCAUUGCCAUCCCUUGAAGUCCAGGCUGAUAAGAUUAAAAUUUUGCUGUUGGAUAUUGCCCAGAAAUCAGGAAUUGUGAGCAGUCCUUUGAUGCAGUCAUGUCUAAGAUUGUUAACAGUGCUUCUGCGCUGCACCAGAAUUACGCUUUCUACUGAUCAACUGCAUAUGUUGAUCCAGUUUCCUCUGUUUGUGGAUCUUGAAAGGAAUCCUUCCUUUCUUGCACUUUCACUUUUAAGGGCAAUUGUUGGACGUAAUUUGGUUGCCCCUGAGAUCUAUGAUCUUGUCACGAAAGUUUCAGAAUUGAUGGUAACAACUCAAAUAGAACCAAUUCGCAAAAAAUGUAGCCAAAUUCUAUUGCAGUUCUUGCUUGACUAUCGUCUUUCUGAGAAACGCUUGCAACAACAUCUGGACUUCCUUCUUUCAAAUCUGAGCUAUGAGCACUCUUCUGGAAGAGAAGCAGUACUUGAAAUGCUUCAUGCCAUUCUGAUGAAAUUUCCUAAAAGUGUUGUGGAUGGGCAGGCCCAUACAUUAUUCCUCCAUCUUGUGGUUUGUUUGGCUAAUGAUAAUGACAAUAAAGUGCAUUCAAUGGUUGGUGCUGUGAUAAAACUUUUAAUUGCGCGUACUAGCCAGAAUUCACUUCAUCCUAUUUUGGAGUACAGUCUCUUAUGGUAUAUGGGUAAAGAGCAACAUUUAUGGUGUGCUGCAGCACAGGUCUUGGGAUUACUUGUCGAAGUCCUGAAGAAAGGGUUCCAAAGACAUAUUAACAAUAUAUUGCCAGUGACAAGGGACAUUUUUAAGCUUGCCCUUGGUGUUGUUAAAGAUAAGCAAAUGGAUUGUGCCAACGAAGAUAAAAUUCCAUUAUGGAAAGAAGCUUACUAUUCACUGAUUAUGUUGGAUAAGAUGCUUCUUCAAUUUCCAGAAUUAUAUCUAGAACGGAAUCUCGAGGAGAUAUGGGAAGCAGUUUGUAAUUUCCUGUUACACCCGCAUAUGUGGGUACGCAGCAUAUCAAAUCGUCUUGUAUCCUCAUAUUUUGCUACUUCAACAGAAAAUAGCAGAUUAAAUCCUGAGAAGUUGAAUAUGGAGACCUUUUUACUAAUGAAACCUAGUCGACUAUUUUGGAUAGCUGUUUCCCUCUUUCGCCAGCUUCGUGCAGGGAUAUCGGAUGAUGCAGCAAGCAACAUUAUUACCCAAAAUCUUGUUUUUGCUACAUGUGGGGUGCAUUCUUUAGUGGGACAGAUGGAAUGCAUGGACAUUCACAGGUUCUGGUCUGCUCUCCAAGUGCAUGAACAGGGAUACAUUCUUGCAGCUUUUCAGAUGCUUGGUGCAAGAAAAGAACGAACUGUCUUUGCAUCUCUUACUUCUAGCAAAUAUGAACAUGAUAAAGAAAGUAGUCAAGAUCUUCAAUCUUUGCUUGUCUCUCCUCUUCUUAAGAAAAUGGGGAAAAUGGCACUUCAAAUGGCAGAUACUCAGAUGAAGAUUGUUUUCAACUGCUUUAGAAUGAUUUCAGCACAGAUUGGUCAGGAAGAUUGCCAGAAAUAUGCAAUUUACAUGCUCCUACCCUUAUAUAAAGUUUGUGAAGGAUUUGCUGGCAAAGUUAUUACAGAUGGUAUCAAACAUCUGGCGGAGGAGGUGAGAGAGAGUAUGCGAGGAACAUUAGGUGCUGAGAACUUUGUGCAUGUCUACAAUCAGAUCAGAAAGAACCUCAAGGAAAAGAGGGAUAAGAGGAAGCAGGAAGAGAAGCUCAUGGCUGUAAUCAAUCCUGUACGCAACGCCAAGAGAAAGCUACGACUUGCAGCCAAACACCGUGCUCACAAGAAGAGGAAGAUUAUGACAAUGAAGAUGGGUAGAUGGAGAAGUUAGGAGGUUUCUUGUACCUAGUUCUGAAAUCCGUAUAGAGUGUAAAGUACUGGCCAUUCGAGUGAAUUGCACCAGCAAGGGGUUUUCAGGUAGUGUUUGCAUCAUCGCAUACAAAUGUAAGUGGGCAAUGGAUCCGCUGUUUGGGGGAGAGAGAG
Messenger RNA from Nelumbo nucifera (sacred lotus), 8443 nucleotides. RefSeq names its product ARM repeat superfamily protein. Gene Ontology annotation, cellular component: nucleolus; small-subunit processome; 90S preribosome. NCBI's taxonomy places the organism in Eukaryota, Viridiplantae, Streptophyta, Magnoliopsida, Proteales, Nelumbonaceae. The record is from RefSeq and is a predicted model, not a curated record.